Molecule: messenger RNA, 664 nt
Organism: Sorghum bicolor (sorghum)
Lineage: Eukaryota; Viridiplantae; Streptophyta; Magnoliopsida; Poales; Poaceae
Exons: 3
Coding region: 76-411 (111 amino acids)
Biological process (GO): translation
Cellular component (GO): mitochondrial large ribosomal subunit
Molecular function (GO): structural constituent of ribosome
Source: RefSeq, a predicted model, not a curated record
AGAUCAACACCAUUCCCACGCCACUCCCAGAACUUCCCCACCCCGCUCCUAAACCCGGAACCACGAACGCGAUCCAUGGCGGCGGCGGGUUGGCUCCGACGUGCGGCGGCGGCGUCGAUGCCCCGCCUGCCUUCCGGACUUCCCCUCAUACCGCCUCCUCCCCCCGCCCCUCUCACCGAGGCGCAGUCGCUCGUGGUCCCUGGCCUCGGCGCCGCCGCCGGACCAGCCAUGGAGCUCAUGGCCGUUCCUAAGAAGAAGGUCUCCAAGUACAAGAAGGGUUUGAGGAAUGGACCCAAAGCUUUGAAGCCUGUGCCGGUGAUUGUUCGUUGCAGGUGCUGCGGUCGAGUGAAGCUACCUCACUUCUACUGCUGCAGCGGAGAAAGAGGAAACCCAAGCGAGUCAAGCUCAUAAAUGUUUUGUUUGCCUACUUUGCGCUCUAUGCUAGGUCUGAACUCUGGACAUCGUAAUACCACUGAAAUAAAUUCUCAGAUCGCAUUUGGUAUUCACCUAUUGUUCUCCUUCCAAGCAUUUAAUCAAUGUACACUUACUCUAGUUUGAAUUCAAAGUUCUCUCAGCUCGUGGCAAGAACGUACACGUUCUGAUAUACUCAGUGUAAUGAACUAUUGACGUAGUACUAGUUUGAAUUCGAAGUAUCAGCGUCAAA